CCUGGAGUUGACAUACACUCACUUACAAUACAAUACACCAUACAUACAUACAUACAUACCUUUUAAUACAAGGACUUCACAGCUAUUCCUGUCCCAAAGGGGAAGACUAGGACCAGCCAGAGAUGACACUUCUAUCAUCUCCACUCAUCUUUUUCCUUCUUGCCACUGCCUGUAGCAAACCAAUUGCUGAGAACCGGCACCAAGAUGCUGAUCAGCAAAAACCGGGAUCACUGGAUGAGUACGACGGAAUCUCUGAGUGGCUUUCUUCUGGCUCCAAAGUAGCUAAAGCACAUGACUUAUCUGCGUCCAGAGAUUUUUCCGAGAGUCAAUCCACCGAGGGCACGUCGCAAGAGUCAACUGAGGAAUUAAUGGCAGAAUCCCUAAGGGAAUCAUCGAAAAAACCUUCGGAGGAAUCAUCUGAAGAAUCCUCAAAGGAAUCAUCCGAGGAAUCCUCAGAAGAAUCUUCGAGCAAAUCAUCUGAGGAAUCAUUUGAGGAAACCCCAGUGAAAUCUUUUAAGGCACUCACAAAGGAAUCGUCUCAGGAAUCAUCAGACGAAUCCUCAAAGGAAUCUUCUGAGGAAUCAUCUGAAGAAUUUUCAUCUGAGGAAUCAUCUGAGGAAUCAUCUGAAGAAUUUUCAAAGGAAUCAUCUGAAGAAUCCUCAAAGGAAUCAUCUGAAGAAUCCUCAAAGGAAUCUUCUAGUGAAUCAUCCGAGGAGUCAUCCGAGGAAGUUCCUGCCACAGGUGAUCCCACCAUGUCGCCCACUGCCACAGCACCAGACACGACAUAUGACGGAAGAACCCCCACACCCAGUCCUGCACCCACAACACAGAACAUGGAUGAGACAACUACACCUGAAAAAAGAGGAGACAAUUAAGACGGUGAAUAACUAAAAAAAUAUGAUGUCGUUCCUUUUCUUGUUCCUUUCAACUUUGAAUAAUAUUGUGACUUAAUAUUGUAUUUAUUGAAUUACUAUGCAAUUAUUACAAAUUAACAUGAUUAUUCCUGCAUAGAAUGUAUUUAAAUAGUUUAUGAUGCUCAUGUAUUUAUGAAUACAUAUAGUCUCACAUUAAAAGAGACUCCAAAAAUGUUGAAAAAAAACCUAAACAAUAAAAAAUGUUGAAAUGUUCAUUUUGUCACACAAGACAUUUACACUGUGCAUGCAAUGUGCAGCAUGAGUCAGAAGGCGUGGAGCCCUUCGUUCUCAUAUCGUUAUUUAACUGCUGGCUAAAUAAAAGUGUGAAAAAUA
Molecule: messenger RNA, 1247 nt
Organism: Nerophis lumbriciformis (worm pipefish)
Lineage: Eukaryota; Metazoa; Chordata; Actinopteri; Syngnathiformes; Syngnathidae
Gene: scpp8
Product: secretory calcium-binding phosphoprotein 8
Source: RefSeq, a predicted model, not a curated record